GAACCCCCUGGCCUUUGCUUAUCGCCGGUGUAAAGUGUAUUUAUCUAAGUAGGUGUUCUUUCCAUAAUUGUGGUUUGGAAAUGUAGUUUGUUACAGUCAGUGUAAUCACAUGUAUGAUAAAGAAGGAAAACACUAUGAUGUGCAGGACAUAAUUUCAUAACUUUGCACUCAAGUAAAAAAGAGAUUUUUUUAGAACAACAGUUAAAGUUCAUUCUUAGUGUAAAAAUUUGAAAUGAGAAAAUGAAUUUCAAGUUUCAUAUUAUUUUUAUUCUAGGGUUUAGUUCCCUUGGGGUAUAUGAGAGCAAGGCUAGUGAUUAUGGAAUCUUGAACAUGAAACCAGUGUCAGAGAAGGUCAAUAAUCUGAAUCUAGCACUAGAUCAGCAACCAGUACAAGAUCAGCGACCAGCACUAGAUCAGCAACUAGUUCUGGAUCAGCAACUAAUACUGGAUCAGCAACCAGCACUAGAUCAGCAACCAGUACUAGAUCAGCAACCAGUACUAGAUCAGGAACAAGUACCAUAUCAGCAACUAAUACUGGAUCAGCAACCAGCACUAGAUCAGCAACCAGUACUAGAUCAGAAACCAGUACUGGAGCAAAAAACAGCCAUAGAUCAGCAACCAGCACUAUAUAAGCAACCAGUACUGGAUCAGCAACCAGCACUGGAUCAGCAACCAACACUGGGUCAGCAACCAGUACUGGAUCAGCAACCACCACUAGAUCAGCAACCAGUACUGGAUCAGCAACCGCCACUAGUUCAGCUGCCAGCACUAGAUCUGCAACCAGAGCAGUUUAUUAACCUAGUAUCAAUAUCAGAGCAAAGUAUUAAAAUGCAGCCAGCUAUACUCCAGGCUGAUCUUACCUUACAAGAGUAUUUAACUCUAGAAUUAAAUGAAAUCAGUUCUAAUGUUUAUCUGAAAAUGAGUUUAGCUGAAUCCCGUAAAUAUGAACCAAGUUUUUUUUUGGAUUUUACAAAUUCUGAAAAUUCUACAGGCAAAUCUUAUUCUCUAACAGAUUAUUUUAUUGAUACUCCUGGUGAUUCUACACUAGUUGGUUUAGAAGAUGGGGUUUAUGAUGCUUCUGGUGGUUCUGCACUAGUUGGUUUAGAAGAUGGGGUUUAUGAUGCUCCUGGUGGUUCUCCACUAGUUGGUUUAGAAGAUGGGGUUUAUGAUGCUCCUUGUGGUUCUCCACUAGUUGGUUUAGAAGAUGGGGUUUAUGAUGCUCCUCGUGGUUCUGCACUAGUUGGUUUAGAAGAUGGGGUUUAUGAUGCUCCUCGUGGUUCUGCACUAGUUGGUUUAGAAGAUGGGGGUUAUGAUGCUCCUGGUGGUUCUCCACUAGUUGGUUUAGAAGAUGGGGUUUAUGAUGCUCCUGGUGGUUCUCCACUAGGUGGUUUGGAAGAUGAAUUUAAUGAUGCUCCUGGUGGUUCUCCACUAGGUGGUUUAAAAGAUGGGUUUUAUUAUGCUCCUCGUGGUUCUGCACUAGAUGGUUUAGGAGAUGGAUUUAAUGGUGCUCCUGGUGGUUCUGCACUAGAUGGUUUAGAAGAUGGGUUUAGUGGUGCUCCUGGUGGUGGACCACUAGAUAGUUUGAAAGAUGGUUUUUUUGAUCCAAUAACAAAAGAAGAACAAGAUACAACAACAGAAGUAGACACAGCAGCAACAACAACAACAAACGCAACAAUAAAUACAACAACAGCAACAACAGAAGAAGACACAGCAGCAACAACAAUAACAUCGACAACAGAAAAAGAAACAACAACAACAACUUCAUCAACAACAUCAACAACAACUUUGUCAACAACAUCAACAACAGAAGAAGAAACAACAACAGAAGAAAUGGAAACAUCAACA
This is a messenger RNA of Eurytemora carolleeae, 1845 nucleotides long. RefSeq names its product mucin-5AC. Lineage: Eukaryota; Metazoa; Arthropoda; Copepoda; Calanoida; Temoridae. The record is from RefSeq and is a predicted model, not a curated record. The transcript is spliced from 2 exons. The annotation marks the transcript as partial.